This is a messenger RNA of Stylophora pistillata, 2167 nucleotides long. RefSeq lists its product as uncharacterized. Lineage: Eukaryota; Metazoa; Cnidaria; Anthozoa; Scleractinia; Pocilloporidae. The record is from RefSeq and is a predicted model, not a curated record. Gene Ontology annotation, cellular component: membrane.
ACGUCGAUCGGGUUCGAUAAAUCAGCAAGAGUCAGUCGAGCGGUUAAAUAGAAGAGAAGCGGUAGAACUCAUCUAAUUGCAACUAGAAUUAUACGAGAGAAAAAAGAUUAAGAAGACCUUUAAAGGGCAAGUCAAGAGUCGUCGGUGCCUUUACCCAAGCAAGAGACACCAGCUCUCCCAGACUGCGUCAGAAAGAAUCUCCUGAGAACCAACCGGUUAUCGGCAGUUUCUACUGAUAUUGAUACAGACGAGCACUGCAAACUACCUUCUGUGAUCUUAAGAGUUCAAUCAAAUUAAACUAAAGGAAACUUUGCACCUUGUUAGUCGAGGCUGAGCUCAAAAGCCUCUGAUUACGAGCACAGUGCAACAAACAAGUUUUAUUGGUAGCCGAACCUAUGUUAAUAUAAGCCGAUCUGGUAGGCGAACUAACAAAAGGUCCGUCGAUAUGAAAGUGGAAGAUAUUAAGUGGUACAGUCCUUUGGAGUUCUUUGUUGGAGCUAUUUUGAGUUUUGCUGAUCCCAUCACCGACAUACUCACACUGGUGGAAUUCUAUCGCACAGAUCACAAGACUUGGUUUGGUGUAGGGCUUACUUUUGUUUUAUUGCCAUGUUUGGUGUCUCCGGCAUUGUUCCUCGUUUUCCGUCGUGAUGACGCUAAUUAUUCAUCUUCACUUUAUGCAAAAACUGCUUUUUGUGCAUUCCAUCCGUUUUCAGCAGCCUUCGCAAGAAUUGAAGCGUUGAUCUUCUGUCUCAAGAUAUGGUGGUUUGGAAAUGAUGAAAUCGACGACGAUGCCUAUGACAAAGCUGAAAAUUUACUCGAUCAUAUUGCCUUUGCUGUGCUCUUUGAGGCAGUCCUUGAGUCCGCCCCGCAAUUUAUAAUCCAGUUGUACGCCAUCAGUGUUCAAGAGGAACCAGCUGCGAUUAUUCAAAUGAUUUCUUUACCUGUUUCUUUCCUCACUCUGGCCUGGGCCUUCACAAAAACUGAUGAAAGGACUCUCGUCCUGCGCAAUAUAAUAUCAAAAAGCAGUGACCUGAAAGUAAAACACAAAGUUGCAUUGUAUUUAACUCACUUACUUCUCCUGAGCAGUCGAUUGUUCGCCAUCUGUUAUUUCACCGUCAGCUACAAGUGGUGGGUUAUUGGCGUGUUAUCAUUUCAUUCUUGUCCUGUGGUAAUAGCGAUUCUUAUUAUGAAAAGAGGUAUAAAAUAUGUUUUCCUUAUUAUUUUGUUUAUGGGCAUUCACUCUCUGAGAGAUGAUGCUUCGGCGUUCUUCGCUGAUGCAGAUUCGAAAGGUGUGAGCCUGAUUGUGCUUUUAUCACAAUUUUUGUUUUUAGUAGAGAACUACUUUAUGAUCUUAAUGUUUUAUUUCAAUGAUUACGUCAAAACUUGGUACUCUAUUCCUGUCACUGUCUGCGUUUGUGUGUUCAGUGUUCUUGGCUCCACAAUGAGAAUUUAGUUAUUUCGUUGGCUGAUGAAGAAAUCAUCUGACGCCGUUUUACCAUUUACAAACAGUGGCGACGUGAAUACAUAAGCUGGUAAGUGUUAUAAAGUGUUAUACUAGUUCGGUGUGAUGUAGUAAUUCGUUUGUACUUAGCCGGUAGCCGUACCAAUUGAUUUCAUGAAGUCUUAAGUUAUUUAGAUUUAAGCUAUCGAGCAAGAGAGUUUUCAAGCUGUUUUCAAGUUGUUUUCAAGCUUGAUUAAUUUCAUUAAAUAGACGUGUUUACUUUUAUUGUCUACUGACAUUGCCUUGGGCUCACUCGAAAGUUCUUUUUUUGGCUUAUGUAGUCUAAGAUUGAUUCACUUGAUCGGAGGCAUUAGGUACGUGUUGUUUAUUUGUGAGAUUCUUGUAAAAAUGUUUAAAAGUGUUUGAUCUUCCGAAUUCAGUUGACCAGCAUGCCCACUCAUGCUUAUCGAUAGCGAAUAUAUAAGCAUAUACUUUACAGUUUGCUCAGUAGAAGUCGGAAUUGCGUCAGAAGUAAAUGAUCGGUGGGAAAUAGAGGAAUUUGAAUCAGAGUGUGAGCACCAAAAAGAGAUUUGUCAGAGUUUGACUCAGACACGUGUAGUUUUAUAGUUAUGACAAAUCACGAUGAUUUUACCACAGGCAGCCCAAGCUCCAGCUGUGAGAUGAUCAUCUUGCACAAUGACAGUCAUAACGGAAUUAUAUGAGUUU